AUGGCCAAGUGGCUUCGGGACUACCUGAGCUUUGGCGGUCGGAGACCCCCUCCGCAGCCGCCCACCCCGGACUACACGGAGAGCGAUAUCCUGAGGGCCUACAGGGUGCAGAAGAAUCUGGACUUUGAGGACCCCUAUGAGGACUCUGAGAGCCGCCCAGAGCCAGACCCUGCGGACCCCGGAGACACCAAGGGCCCCGGAGACUCCAAGUUCGACUCUCCCAAGCACCGGCUCAUCAAAGUGGAGGCCGCAGACAUGGCCAGAGCCAAAGCCUUGCUGGACAACCCCGGGGAAGAGCUGGAAGUUGACACUGAGUAUUCAGACCCCUUCGAUGCCCAGCCUCACCCGCCACCCCCAGAUGAUGGCUACAUGGAGCCCUAUGACGCCCAGCGGGUCAUAAGUGAACUGCCCUGCGGCGCGGGGCUACAGCUGUAUGAUACUCCCUAUGAAGAGCAGGACCCAGAGCGGGGGGACGGGCCCCCUUUUGAUCAGAGGCCUCGGCAGAGUCGGCUGCCCCAAGAGGAUGAACGUCCAGCAGAUGAGUAUGACCAGCCCUGGGAGUGGAAGAAAGACCACAUCUCCAGAGCAUUUGCAGUGCAGUUUGACAGUCCAGAGUGGGAAAGGACCCCAGGCUCAAUCAAGGAGCUACGGAGACCCCCACCCAGAAGCCCCCAGCCUGCAGAGCGUGUGGAUCCUGCUCUGCCCCUGGAGAAACAGCCGUGGUUUCAUGGACCGCUGAGCCGCGUGGAUGCCGAGAACCUCCUGUCACUCUGCAAGGAAGGCAGCUACCUCGUGCGGCUCAGUGAGACCAGCGCCCAGGACUGCUCCCUGUCCCUCAGGAGCAGCCAGGGCUUCCUGCAUCUGAAGUUCACGUGGACCCGAGAGAACCAGGUGGUGCUGGGGCAGCACAGCGGGCCCUUCACCAGCGUGCCCGAGCUGGUCCUGCACUACAGCGCUCACCCGCUGCCGGUGCAGGGAGCCGAGCACCUGGCUCUGCUGUACCCCAUCGCCACGCAGAGACCUUGA
Marmota flaviventris (yellow-bellied marmot) is the source of this 1026-nucleotide messenger RNA. It is a transcript of the gene Shd, whose product is annotated as Src homology 2 domain containing transforming protein D. The record is from RefSeq and is a predicted model, not a curated record. NCBI's taxonomy places the organism in Eukaryota, Metazoa, Chordata, Mammalia, Rodentia, Sciuridae. Gene Ontology annotation, molecular function: phosphotyrosine residue binding.